UUUGCUUUGGAAACUUGAAGUCGCUGAUGAUAAAAUGGAACAAAGAGAAGGGAGAAAAAUAGAGGAAGAGAAAGGUGGUUAUCACUCUGAAAGUCCAGAAUUAGAACGUCCCAACAUGAAUCUUGUUCUGUGUGGCAAAGAUGGGACAUUAAAAUCCUCCAUAUCAGAGCUGAUCAUGCAGCAGAAAGACAGAAGAUCAGAGUGUGUGAAGAAAGAGAAGAUUCAUGAUUGUGUGAUCAGACUGGUGGAGCUUCCAGCUGUCCAUCAUCUCUCAGAGGAGGAAGUGAUGCGUCAGACUCUCCACUGUGUGUGUCUCUGUGAUCCUGGAGUUCAUGUUUUCCUCCUCAUUGUUCCUGUUGCUCCACUGACUGAUGAAGACAAAGCAGAAGUAGAGAAGAUCCAGAAGAUAUUUGACUCCAGAGAGCAUUUCGUGGUGCUCUUCACCUCAGAUCUCAGUGUUGAAGAUCCAGUGACAGACCUGAUAAAAUCCAGCCCAGAAUCUCUGAGGUUGAUCAGUCUCUGUGGAGGUCAGUACAGAGUGAUUGGGUUAAAGGAGUCCGAAAACUCACAACAGAUCCCAGAACUGCUGGAUUAUAUAGAGAAGAUGAAGACUGAACCAUAUUCACCACAAAUGUAUGUGAAAGCUCAAGAGAACAGAGCCAGACGUGAAGCAGAGGAGAAAUAUGAAGAAGAACUGAAAAGAAUGGAGAAAAAAAUAGAUGAAUUAGAGCAGAAGAUUCAACCAGAAGGAGCUGAAGGUGAAGCAGAUGAUCAGAAGUGUUUGAGGAUUGUGCUGAUCGGGAAGACAGGAAAUGGAAAGAGUGCAACAGGAAACACUAUUCUGGGAAGAAAGGAGUUUGUGAGUAAAGCAAAAUCAGAUUCAGUGACGACUGUGUGUCAGAAGGGAGUUGGUGAAGUUGAUGGUCGAUCAGUCGCUGUUGUUGAUACUCCAGGACUCUUUGACACGACACUGACAAAUGAUCAAGUGCUGGAAGAAAUAGAGAAAUGUGUUUCAAUGUCGUCACCUGGACCUCAUGUGUUCAUCAUUGUGUUAAGUUUGGCAAGAUUUAUCCAGGUAGAAUCAGACACUGUAGAUCUGAUAAAGAAGAUGUUUGGUCCAAAAUCUGCUCAGUUCAGCAUCGUCCUGUUCACCAGAAGAGACGAUCUUGAGGAUGAAUCUAUAGAGGAUUAUGUGAGGGAAAGUAACUCUGCAGAACUGAAGAAACUGAUCAGAGAUUGUAAAAACAGAUUCCUGGCUUUCAAUAACAAAGAUCAACUAGACAAAACUCAAGUAACUCAACUGUUGAACAUGAUAGAAGAAGUGAGAAACACCAAUGAGGGUCGAUACUUCACUAACAGCAUGUUUGAGGAGGCAGAGAUGUCCAUUAAAAAGAGGAUGGAGGAAAUACUGAAAGAGAGAGAAAGAGAAAUUCAAGUGGAACGCGAGGCAUUAAAAGCAAAAUAUGAGAUGGAAAAGGAAAAUAUGAUGAAGAGUCUCAGGGAAGAAAAACAAAGAGCAGAUUCAGAUCAAAAAGAGGAAACAUUCAGAAGAGAGUUUGAAGAAAAAAUAAAAUCAGAACAGAAGAAACGAGAGAUGGAAAACCAGAAACGAUCAGAAGAGGAAGAACAGCAAAGAGCUGAAUAUCAUCGAAAAAUAGAAGAGAUGAAGAGAGAGAUUGAAAAUCAGAGAUUACAGUAUGAAAAACAGCUAAAAAAAAGAGAAGAAGAAGAUAGAAAGAGAGAAGAGAAAUACAGAAGAGAUCAAGAAAAGAUGAAAAAUGAACAAGAACAAAUUAUAGCAGAAUUACAGAUUAAACAAGAAGAAGAAACUAAAAAGAGAGAUUUGAAGGAGAAAAGAAGGAUUGAACAAGAAGAGAAAGAAAGACAAGAAUGGGAGAGAAAAAUAAAAGAGGCAGAAAAUGACAGAAGAGAGACUAAAGAGGAAAUUAAACGACAGCAGAGAGAAUGGGAGGAUGAAAAGAAACGACAGAUGAGAGAACGAGAAGAAGAAGAAAGAAAGAGAAAAGAGAGACAUGAGGACCAACUGAGAGAAAAACAAGAAGAACUGGAGAAAAUGAGAAAGAAAUUUGAGAGAGAGAGAGAAGAAGAAAGAAAGAAUAUAGAGGAGGAGAUACAGAAACAAAGAAAAAUUAGAGAAGAAAAAGAGAGAGAAUAUGAAGAAAAUGAAACUGAAAUGGAAAGAUAUUAUGAACGAUUGGAACAUGAGAGAAAAAAGGAGUGGGAGAGAAGAAAACUAGAAGAUGAUGAAAGAAGAGAAGAAGAGAGAAAGAGAUGGAAGAAAAGGAUUGAAGAUCUGAAACAAGAACGAGACAAAGAGAUCAUGAAAAGAGAAGAGGAAGAUGAUGGAAUCGAACAAGAAGAAAAAAAAUUAGAUGACAUGAAAAAGGAAUAUGAAAAGAAAUUAAAAAAUGUGAGGAAGCAAUAUGAAGAUGAAGCCCGAAAACAAGCAGAGUUUUAUGAGUCCAAAGAGAGACAGUUGCAUCAUGUUCUCGAGCUCGGUGAGAUGCUUAAAGAGCGUGAAAAACAACAUAAAAUACUGGUAAAAGUCUAUAAAAACCUGCAGGCCCAGAAAGGAGGAGAAAUAAGAGAGCUACAAAGAGAAGUUAAAGAGCUGACAAAGCAAACACAAGGAUGUGUUAUUAUCUUGUUUGAGAGGCAUGCUGGGUUGGUGUUGGAGAGAUGUGUGGUGGUCACGAACACUCCUGAUCUGUUCAAUCCUGCUCUCUCUCCUGAAGAACAAGACUUGAAGAGAUUCUUCCGUUUGGCUUUUCCUGGACCUCAUGCUCUUCUGAUGGUCCUCAAGCCUGGAAAAUUUACAGAUCUAGAGAAAGAUACCCUUAACCUCAUUGACAUAAUGUUUGGUGCAGGUGCAUCUGAGUAUGUGAUUGUGGUCUUAAUGCAUGAGGAGCAAGAGUAUGUGAACAUGCAAGAGCUUGACACCGUCAGCAGAGCUGUGGAGUCUCUCCAACAGACCUGCAGACGACCACUCCAUCAUCUACAGAGGAAUGGAGACCAAACACAGGUGCAGACACUUCUGGAGAGCAUCGAUAAAAUGGUGGAAGAAAAUGGAGGCCAUUACUUGAAGAUCCCUGAAGAAUUGAGGGCUGUCCUCAUAAAACAGGUUCCUUCAGCUACAGCCAGCACUGCGAAGAGCCUGGAGGAUGUGAGAAUCGUUCUGAUUGGAAAAACUGGAGUGGGAAAAAGUGCAACCGGAAACACCAUCCUGGGACGAGACAUGUUUCAAUCAAAGGCCAGCAUGAAGUCUGUGACCAGGAUCUGCCAAAGAGAGAGAGGAUACGCUUGCGGUCGACCCGUGAGUGUUGUGGACACACCAGGACUCUUCGACACAAGCCUCAGCAAUGAAGACAUUCAACAGGAGAUCAUGAGAUGCAUUGAACUAUCGGCUCCUGGACCUCACGUGUUUCUGCUGGUCAUCGCUGUCGGCCCCAUCACACAAGAAGAGAGAGACACACUUCAGCUCAUCAAGAUGACCUUCGGGCAGAAAGCGGAGACCUACACUAUGGUGUUGUUCACUCGAGGAGACAAUCUAGAUGAAAGUAUUGAAGACUACGUUAAAGAAGGAGAUCCACACGUCCAACAACUGAUCCACGACUGUGGAGGAAGAUUUCAUGUGUUCAAUAAUAAACAGAAGGAUCCUGCUCAGGUCGUGAGUCUGUUAAAGAAGAUCGAUAAGAUGAUGUGGGAUAACGAUGCCAGUUUCUAUAGCAAUAAAAUGUUUCAAGAGUUCAAUAAAGAGAGAGAGGAGAAGGUUAUGCAAGAGAUGGAGACCAUUAAAGCCAAAUUUGAGUCUGAAAUCAAAGAAAUUCAAGACAAAUUAGAGGAGGAAAGAGCUAAACUUAAAAUUAGAGAUCUUCUGCUCUUGGAGAAAGAAAACAAACUAUUAAGAAAGUAUCGAACAAAACAAAUGACAGAUACUGAACAAACAGAAGAGCAAUUGUCUGUGACCAAGCAAGAGACGAGAAUAAUGCAGAAGGAGUACAUGAAAAUUAAAGACUCUGAAACUGAGAUCAGAUCAGAUGAGUCUCUAUUACAGUCCUGCAAACACUUUCAGAAGAAAGGAGAAAAGAAACGUUGUGAGAGGAUUAGGAUGAUAUUGGAGGAGAAUGGAAACCCUCACCUGACUACAGCCGGCAAAGAGAGAAGCCUGGAGUGUGUGAGAAUCGUUCUGAUUGGAAAAACUGGAGUGGGAAAAAGUGCAACUGGAAACACCAUCCUGGGACGAGACAUGUUUCAAUCAAAGGCCAGCAUGAAGUCUGUGACCAGGAUCUGCCAAAGAGAGAGAGGAUACGCUUGCGGUCGACCCGUGAGUGUUGUGGACACACCAGGACUCUUCGACACAAGCCUCAGCAAUGAAGACAUUCAACAGGAGAUCAUGAGAUGCAUUGAACUAUCGGCUCCUGGACCUCACGUGUUUCUGCUGGUCAUCGCUGUCGGCCCCAUCACACAAGAAGAGAGAGACACACUUCAGCUCAUCAAGAUGACCUUCGGGCAGAAAGCGGAGACCUACACUAUGGUGUUGUUCACUCGAGGAGACAAUCUAGAUGAAAGUAUUGAAGACUACGUUAAAAAUGGAGAUCCACACGUCCAACAACUGAUCCACGACUGUGGAGGAAGAUUUCAUGUGUUCAAUAAUAAACAGAAGGAUCCUGCUCAGGUCGUGAGUCUGUUAAAGAAGAUCGAUAAGAUGAUGUGGUAUAACGAUGCCAGUUUCUACAACGACAAAAUGUUUCAGGAGGCCGAGAGAGCAUUCAGACUCAUGCAGAUCAAUAGAGAGAGAGAGGAGGAGGUCAGACGACAGAUGGAGGCCAUUAAAGCCAAAUAUGAGUAUGAAAUUCAAAAAAUGCAAGACAAACUAGAGAAGGAAAAAAUAAAAGGAAAGGUUAGAGAUCUUCUGCUCAUGGAGAGAGAGAGCAAACCAUUGAGGAAUUAUCAAACAGGAAGGAAGAGAGACAGCGGAGCCACAGCGGACAUUGAACAAGCACAAGAUCCACUUGGAUCUACAGUUCCUCUUGAGAAAAUUAACAAUGGAGAGAAAGAGCUUUCAGGAAAAACAGAUCCAGCACAAGAAGCAGCUGGAGGAGAAUUUAAUCGAAAUGAAAAGAAAUCCACAAAAAAAGUGAAUAAGUUUGGAUUAUUUCUUAAAAAAGGAGGAAGGCAAAAGGAAAAGUCUCAAAAGAGGAUGGAAGAGAGUGAAGAAAAUAAAACAAAAAUCAGUGAGGAGAACAGCAAAGAAAAAAAACAUGCAGACACAGAUCAGAAUAUCAAAAAAAACACUGGCAUGUCCAGGGAAGAAAAAAAUAAAACCGGAGAUCAGACUGACCCAAAGAAUGAGAACGAAAAACAAUAUUUGCCUAAAAAUCCUAGAGAUGAGAGAGAAAUUAAUAAAAAUAAACUCCUGCAUGAACAGUACAAGGAAAUUGAAGAAUGCAAGCAGAAGAUGGAGGAGAUCAAGAGAAGAUACAAAGAGAUUGAAGAAAUUCAUGCAGCAGAACUCAAGAAAAUGAAAAAAAGACACGCUGAUAACAUUACCAACUGGAAUACAAAACAUGGAAACUGUGUGGUUCAGUAA
This is a messenger RNA of Pimephales promelas (fathead minnow), 5611 nucleotides long. The record is from RefSeq and is a predicted model, not a curated record. NCBI's taxonomy places the organism in Eukaryota, Metazoa, Chordata, Actinopteri, Cypriniformes, Leuciscidae.